AUGUACCGGCGUAGACGAGGCACUUCCCGCCGAACCAAAGCUAAGGCUCAAGGUGCGUUGAACCGAGCCGAAGAGGAGCGUAGGAGGCGCCAUGAUGAGACUCUCCGGCGCAAGGACAUUCUUGAAAGGGAGCUGCGUGUAAGAAAUUCCCUCGCCAGAGAGGCUCAUCGCGAAAACGCGAGGACACUCGGACUUGCGAAUUCGAAGAACAACAAGCGAGAAGCGUGCGUGAUAGGGCUCGGAGGAGUCUUAGGACUGCAAAGAGCUACCUUCGUGAAGAGCAACGAUAUCAGAGAGAGAUGA
Mollisia scopiformis is the source of this 303-nucleotide messenger RNA. RefSeq lists its product as uncharacterized. The record is from RefSeq and is a predicted model, not a curated record. The transcript has 2 exons. NCBI's taxonomy places the organism in Eukaryota, Fungi, Ascomycota, Leotiomycetes, Helotiales, Mollisiaceae. Bases 1 to 303 code for a protein of 100 amino acids.